UUAUAGGUUAGGAAAAGUCGUUGUCUUCAAUUGAAACCGAGCACCAAUUCAGUUCAUCGACCUUGAAUAAUAGUUGUGUUACUGCUCAGCCAUGUUUUCUCUCGAAUAGAAAGUGGGCCAAGUGCUGAUGUUAUACCGAUAGAAGUAAACGUUGUGUGGAUUUAAAUAUUAGUAAUAUUGUAGUAUUGUGUUAUCCCGUCAUCAUUUUUAAAUUAAAAAACCAGCCUAAUGGAAAUGGACGCAUCUGAUCGAGGUCUCAGUUUGGACAGCAACAUCUCCUUGACUUCAGUAGGACCUCAGUCACCUCUAGAUAUGAAGCCAGACACCAGCAUACUGGGUGGAGGGGGGUUCAGUCCAGGAGGACCUCAUAGUCCUGGAGGUUUCCAGAUGGGUCCGAGUAGUAUUCUCAACAACUCCAGUGCUGCCAACUCACCUUACCCUCCCAACCAUCCACUGUCAGGCUCCAAACACUUGUGUUCUAUCUGUGGCGACAGAGCCAGUGGAAAACACUAUGGGGUUUACAGUUGUGAAGGCUGCAAGGGCUUCUUCAAGAGGACAGUUCGCAAGGACCUGACCUAUGCUUGUCGGGAGGAGAAGAGUUGUUUGAUAGACAAGAGACAAAGAAACAGAUGUCAAUACUGUCGCUACCAGAAGUGUCUCUCCAUGGGCAUGAAGAGGGAAGCUGUUCAGCUUGAUCGUCAGGAGGAGAGACAACGGACCAAGGAGAGAGACCAGAAUGAGGUGGAGUCGACCAGCAGCAUGCACACUGAUAUGCCUGUGGAGAGGAUACUGGAGGCGGAGAAACGAGUGGAGUGCAAGAACCAGGUCCAGCUGGAAGUUGACAACAUUUGCCACGCCACAGAUAAGCAGCUGUUUCAGCUAGUAGAGUGGGCCAAACACAUUCCUCACUUCACAUCCCUGCCUCUGGACGACCAAGUGCUGCUGCUCAGGACAGGAUGGAACGAACUGUUGAUAGCUGCGUUCUCACAUCGCUCAGUAGAGGUGAGGGACGGCAUCGUUCUGGCCACUGGUCUGACAGUUCACCGCAACUCUGCCCAGCAGGCUGGUGUAGGCAAUAUCUUUGACAGGGUACUCACUGAGCUAGUGGCCAAGAUGAGGGAGAUGAACAUGGACAAGACAGAGCUCGGGUGUCUUCGCUCUAUCAUCCUUUUCAAUCCCAGUGUGAGAGGACUCAAGUCCCAGUCUGAGGUAGAGGCACUGAGAGAGAAGGUGUACGCUACACUGGAGGAGUACACAAGACUACGACAUCCCGAGGAGCCUGGUAGAUUCGCCAAACUGCUGCUCAGGUUACCAGCUCUGCGCUCAAUCAGCCUUAAGUGCCUAGAGCACUUGUUCUUUUACCAGCUCAUUGGUGAUGCUCCCAUCGACACCUUUCUGAUGGAAAUGCUGGAAAGUCCAUCAGAUUCACGACUUGAUUAAACGUAAAUUUUAUUAUAAGUGUAGUAUAAGUGUUAUCGUAAGUAUUUUUCUUUCCAUGUGGAUCUAAAGAGAAAGUAAUAUUAGCAGAAUUAAGAGUUGUUAUCGUGUUUGAAGUUCUGUUGUGUGUAGUAUUCUUUCUACGAAUAUUCUUCAAACAAAUAGUUGGUGCUUCUGUUAUUUUAUAGAAUAGUUUUAUCAUUAAAUUAAUUCACUUGCACUCAUAAUGCAAUAGGUUCUGCAUAGUUAAAUGUUUUUCUGUUACUAUGUAGAACAAUUUUAUUGAUAAGAAUGUUCUUGUAGUUUUUAUAAUCCGAAGGUCUAAAAGUUUUUUCAGUAAUAGUAUAUUUUGUACCUAGGGCCGAAAAUGUGGUUUUGCCGGCUCGAUCAAGAGCUGCAAAACCAUUGCGGUCCAUGGUACAAACGCAAUUUUUCACCACACUAUACCCUAUUACCACUAUUCACCAUAAUAAUAAUGCACACUGAUAGUCAACACAACUACAACUUAAAAAAAGGUUAUGUGAAGAAAUAAUUUGAGAAAUCAGCAAAUAUAAUAAUAAAUAGUUGCUAGGCAGCGGAGACAAUAAAAAAAUUCUAUUGCAAUGCUAUGGAUACUGACUCUAUAUUUAAUACUAGCUGUGUACCCGUUCUACGCACGGGGAUCUUAAUAGUAAUCAGUUGAAACCUUCUUAUAUAAAGAACAGCAGUUGGUUUGCAUAUUUUCAGAUAUGCUGGCCAAACUAUUUAUUAUACAUAACUUCAUUUUAUGUCGUUUGUUGUUGUUCCGGAUCGGUAUAACAAUCAAUAAAAGGCUAAAUUACCUGUGUCCGCUGGUCGAUCCUAAUGUAUCCUAUUCAGGAGAUGCAUUUCGGCGAAAUUAAAUCACCAUCAUCAGUCCUAAAGGUCUUGAGCUUCCCCAUUAGGUGCGUCUUGGAGUUUUUGAAACACAUACACGAACUGUACACUUAUACACAUGACGAAUAAAACAUAAAUACACAGUAGGCCUACUUUUAUUUUUACUAUAGACAAGUAGACGCGCGUCGGUCGUGUGCCGAGUCUCGACUGAAAACGCUCAUUUAAAAAAUGUAAGUUUCCCAGCAAUAUACAGCAAUGAUUCAAGGUCUAUUUCCCGGUUAUCAAAACUCAAGAACAAUUUUAUACACAAAUAAUCUCUAUUUUCAUUUACUGUUACCCUACAUAUUAUUGCACUUGCGAUUAAUUAAAUCCGUUAUGUAAGGAAAAACGUUUUUAAUCUUAAUUGGUUUGGAUUUGCUUUCAAAACGUGAUCGGAAAUGGUUGCGGUAUUUGUAAACAACAUUCAAUGUAAACAUAUCAGUGACAGCUAGAAGAAAUAAUCUUGAUUUAAACAGCUGUUCGUUAUUUCAUAGAAGAAUAUGUGCUAAACAUUGGGAGAAAACUUUAUAAAAAAUCGCACAAAAUUGGGUUUUUAAACGUCCGUCAUUUUAUUUACAAAGUGGUGACGCCAUAUUUUAAUGGCUAAAGACAAUCUCGCCAAUCCAGUGAAUACAUUAAAAUGAUUUGGAACUUGAUAGGUACUCUCGUUUUUCAGGAGUAGGCCGCGUAAAAUGGCUCUUGGGUCGUAACAGACAUGAAGACAGACAGAAAUUUAGAUGAGACUUGUUUCGGUUUCUCUAAUGUAUAAAACGUAAAAAUAACCUAAAAGUUUAUGAUUCUGAGCAAUGUACAGACAAAACUCUAAUUUUAUUCAUAUAGAUGCAUUCAUGUUUGAAGAAAGUAAACGGGCAGCUGAUUUUGCGGCCCUAGGGAUGUUAAAACCUGUUCAGUCCGCAAAUGACGAUGAUAGCUGGCAUGGCCAGCAAAACGUAACUUUCAGCUACCAAUUAAUGUAUGUAAAACAGCUAAAAACAUCAUAGUGUGGUGAAAAACCGUUUUUGGAUGUAUUUUAUUAUCUUCAAAUAUUGUUGACUUAAGUCCAUUAUUAUCACUACUGAAAUUAUGUUAUUGAUUGAGAGUAUAUGUUGUUGAUUGUUAGGAAGCCACAGUUUGACUUUGAGGCCGAAAUAAUAAAUUUUAAAGAAAAUGUGCUUUGAUCAGAAUUAAGUCGUUAUUAAAGUUUGCAACCUUAACCCUAGUUUAAGUUUGAUUGCCAAGUGGUUCUUUGAAUGGCUGAACUGUAAAGAAAUGAUUCAUUUUUUUACAUUUUUAUCAAAAUAUUUGUGUCCUUAGUUUUGGCCUAAUGCUUUUUGAGAUAUCGGUGUUGUGCUUGAGUAAAAAGUUUAUCUGCAAAAAUCAUUUUUAUGUUUUACUAGCAAAUUGUCCAUGAUCUCUUUGUUCUUCCUUUUCUGUUUUUAGUAUGUUUAUUUUGUAAUUACAUAAAGUUUUGUAGUAAAUAUGUGUACUGUUCUGUUAUUGUUUUAUUAAAUCAUCGUUUAUCCAAAGCUUGUCAACCAACUAGGUUGUGGAUUUUGAGUCGUACUUGAUUAUUUCAUCUUUAUUGUUUUAACUGACUAAUACGUUACUCCUUUCAUAGAUUUAUAGGUUGUUCAUUUUAAACCUUUUUUUAAUUCUGUGACAAAUAAUUUGUUUAAUGAAUUACUAAUUUUUUAUUUUCAACUGGUGAUUCCGUGAUACCUGUACUGUAUUCAGAGCAUUGUAUUUAUUUUGUUAGAUUUAGUGUAAAGUUUUAACAAGUCAUUAACAAUGGUUUAACUUGUAGCCACACGUACAAAAAUCCACAAGUUUUCCCUCUUGAAAUGACAAGCUGUUUUGGUUUGGAUUAAUUUUUUUUAUUUAUACUCAUUUUUAAAGGGGUUUUACCCAAAUAACCAAUAGUUCAAUCUUGUGUUAAACUCCUAUUCAAUUUUUGAGGCUUACUACUUCUCAAGUUAGCUUUUACCUUUGACUAUUAAUACAACUUCAUUAUCCAAUAGUUAAUGCUUGUACUUUACAGUCUGCUGAAAUUGUACCCAAUUGUGCGUAUUAGAACCCUUUCCCCACCACCAUCGCUUUGUUAGAAAAUGUUGUUGGAUCUAAUUUGAUAUAUGUAUUGAGUCAGAGUAGCGAAAGAGUAGUUGGGGAACUUUUCUGUAUCACACGACUAUCCUCCCUGUUAGCCAUCCUAAUUGAGUCGAUCUGUUAUUCAAAUUAACUUAUAAAAAUUUAGUGUAGUUGGCCUACACUUUAUUUUACGCCUCUAGUAACUGAGUAGGUUGUUUCCCAUUUCACCCCCAUUAGUUUAAUACGAUUUAAUUAAUUGCUAGCUAAUACACUGUUUGUAUAAGGUUACUGGUACUUAUUCUUUGACUUAUGCUCUUUGUUUAACUAGAAGUUUAACACAAACAAGAAAUUCUUUGUUUUCUUUGUAGCAGCAAACCUAAGUACUCAUUGAGCCAAUACUAUUAAGGGAUAACUGUGUGGAUAUAAGUUUAAAAUCCCUUUCACUGUGUACUUGUUUUGACAAGUCCUUAGAAAAUGGCUGUAAAUUUGCUUAGUCUGCAGGUUAGUUGCAGCAAACAAAUCUCUUGUACAAGCAUUGUAAGUUACCGCUUUUGUUAUGUACAAAGUCAUACGGAUAUACACAUUUAUUACAGCUGUUAAAUUGAAGUAAUAUCUUUGACUAUUGAUGAAACUAGACAUUCCAUCAUCUGUGUUAAAGUUGUCGCUAGUUAAAAAAAUCUAAAUGGUCGUAGUUGAUGUAUAGAGCCACUGACGAUUACGCUGAUGUAAAGUAAUUCAUUUCUGUCAAGCACGUAAAUUUUUAACUAAAUCAAACUGGUAGGAUGACUUAUUGUAAGCUAAAACAUUUGUUAUGUCACGCCAACCAACUCAGUAACAAAAAAUAAGGUAGACAAUAGAAUUUUAGACUCUAGCGCAAUCUGUGACUGGCUCAUUUAGCUAUGUUUUUUUUUAUAUAAAAAAUAUUUGACAUCUGGUUCAUAUAGAUGGAAUGUCUACUUCACAAAAGUCAAUGGUAUUAUGCCCGUUUUAGAUAAAUUUGUUAAGUCUCAUUAUUUUAUUCUAUUUCACAAGUUGUUAUUCUGAAACUGUUACAUUAUGCUUGAAAUGUAAAUUAAUGCUUUUAUAGUUUUUAUCUGAUGUUGAUUGGAGAAUGUAUUAUUAUCAUGUAUUACAUUGUAUUUUACAACUGAGGUUUGUCCUAUUAUGUUUAAGGUUGAAUGUUUUGUAUACUAAUCCCUCUACGGUUGUUAUUAAAUUUGUAUAUAGAACCUUUAUUAUAAUGAAUAUUGUUAUAUAAUAUGUAUAUUUCAGUUAAACAGUAGAUUUAAGGUAUGAUUUGUAAAUAUUUUAGUUAGUGCGCUCUCUUAUUACAUUCCAUUUGGACUGAUUACAACGAUUUAUUAACAAGGAAUCUGUUAUUUCGAUAAAUUAUUGUAGUUUUAUGCAAUAAUAAAUAUUUGCCCAUAA
Molecule: messenger RNA, 5844 nt
Organism: Macrosteles quadrilineatus (aster leafhopper)
Lineage: Eukaryota; Metazoa; Arthropoda; Insecta; Hemiptera; Cicadellidae
Product: retinoic acid receptor RXR-alpha-B-like
Exons: 9
Coding region: 229-1440 (403 amino acids)
Biological process (GO): cellular response to ecdysone; cell differentiation; positive regulation of transcription by RNA polymerase II
Cellular component (GO): nucleus; activator ecdysone receptor complex
Molecular function (GO): nuclear receptor activity; zinc ion binding; nuclear steroid receptor activity
Source: RefSeq, a predicted model, not a curated record